Molecule: messenger RNA, 565 nt
Organism: Paraglomus occultum
Lineage: Eukaryota; Fungi; Glomeromycota; Glomeromycetes; Paraglomerales; Paraglomeraceae
Source: the annotation of a GenBank genome assembly
AUGAAAGACAUAAAUACAAAAAAAAGAAAAAUUAAAUACGAAGGUGAAUUAGACUUAGCAGGACAUAAGCUAUAUUGUUAUGUUUUGGAAGAUGGAGAAAGAGGUUUUUCAACACGAAGCACACAAGAGGUCUUAGGAAUAGUUGAUAAAGAUGGCAAGCAAAAAUGGUCGGCAAAUAGACUGGGAAAAUUUUUAAGCCAGAAAUCACUUCAACCUACAUUUACAGAGGAAAAAGGGUUGAUUUAUGAAAAUCUGCCUGAAGGUGUGUUAGAAAAAAUAAAAGAAAAAACACCAAAGACAAAAGGGGGUCAUUGGAGAUAUAAAUUUCAUCAAUCUUUAACUCCCGAAGUAGGUAAGGAGCAUUUAAAGAAGGUUAUUUAUACUGUGGAAGCAUUAGCCAAGAUUUCUAAGGAUAAGAACCAGUUUUUAAGACUAGUAAAAAAGGUAUACCAUCCUAAAAAAGACUUAUCUUCUUAUAUAGAUAUAGAAGCAAUGGAUGACAGCAAAGAAACCAAGGUUGAUAAAGUAUUAGGUGCUUUAUUAAAAACACCAAAACCAAAGAAGA